CAUGCCCAACUCCUCAGGUCUCUAGUUAUUCCCGAGUGGUCCUCAGAUGUGCGACUGGAAGGGAAGACAGCUAUAAUAACAGGGGCCAAUGUUGGAAUAGGCAAAGAGACAGCGAAAGACCUGGCAGGCAGAGGUGUUCGGGUGAUUUUGGCAUGCAGAGACAUGGCAAAGGGGGAGCAAGCUGCUCGUGACAUCAUGAGGGAGGUAAAAGGAGCCAAAGUAGUCGCCAGGCAACUGGAUCUGGCUGACACCAAAUCUAUCUGCCAGUUUGCUGAGAAUAUCUACAACGAUGAGAAGGCUCUUCACUAUCUGAUCAACAAUGCAGGUGUGGCUAUGUGCCCUUACACCACCACAGUGGAUGGAUAUGAGAUGCAGUUUGGAGUCAAUCACUUGGGUCAUUUCUUCUUGACCUUUCUGUUACUGGACUUGCUGAAGCACUCUGCGCCUUCUCGGGUCAUCAACUUGUCCUCGAUAGCUCACACUAUGGGAAAGAUCCAGUUUGAUGACCUGAGCGGCGAGAAAGAAUACCACCCUGUCAGGGCCUACGCUCAGAGCAAGCUGGCCAACAUCCUGUUUACCAGAGAGCUGGCCAAAAGGAUUGAGGCUCACGGCGUGACGGCUUACUCUGUGGACCCCGGCAUGGUGAACACUGAGAUCAUGAGGCACCUGGGGAACCCUCUCGUGAGCAUAUCCAAGACAAUUGCUUUCAUGCUCAAGACCCCAGCAGAGGGAGCCUACACCACCAUCUACUGUGCCAUCACUCCUGAGCACCAGCUGGUCACCGGAGGAUAUUACAAGGACUGUGCCAGUGCAGAGACCUCAAGGGCGGGUCAGGACGAUGGCACGGCCUUAAAGCUGUGGGCUGUGAGCUGCCAGCAACUCGGCAUCCGCUGGAGAUAA
This is a messenger RNA of Cyclopterus lumpus (lumpfish), 900 nucleotides long. RefSeq lists its product as uncharacterized. Lineage: Eukaryota; Metazoa; Chordata; Actinopteri; Perciformes; Cyclopteridae. The record is from RefSeq and is a predicted model, not a curated record. The transcript is spliced from 6 exons. The annotation marks the transcript as partial.